AUGCAACCUCAACCAGGCCUUUCCCGCCUGGCCUCAUCCCCUGACUUUAUGGAGGCAUCCCACCUCGUUUCCAUGUCAUCGCCCCGUGUCUCCCCAUCCCAGUCACGGCUCAAGUACAUGUCCCUGGGCGUGCUGGUGCUGCAGACCACCACACUGGUGCUCACCAUGAGGUACUCGCGAACACUGCAGGGCGAGGGGCCCCGCUACCUAGCCUCCUCAGCCGUGGUGUCGGCCGAACUGCUUAAGAUCCUCAUCUGCCUGCUGCUCGUCUUCUAUGACCACAGCUUCAGUUUUUGUGUGUUGAAUCGGGUGCUGAAGGAAGAGAUUCUCAACAAGCCCAUGGAGACGUUGAAGCUGGCCAUUCCAUCAAGCAUCUACACACUCCAGAAUAACCUUCUCUAUGUUGCCCUGUCCAACCUGGACGCUGCUACCUACCAGGUGACGUACCAGCUGAAGAUCCUGACCACGGCCCUGUUCUCAGUAUCCAUGCUGGGGAAGAGACUGGGGCUCUACCAGUGGCUGUCCCUGCUCAUCCUCAUGACUGGUAUCGUUCUCGUUCAGUGGCCUACAAAGUCUCUGGAUGUGUCAUCUCUGUCUGCAGGCUCCCAGUUAGUCGGUGUGAUAGCCGUACUGAUAGCCUGCUUCUCCAGUGGCUUUGCUGGAGUCUAUUUUGAGAAGAUCCUCAAAGAGACCAAACAGAGUGUGUGGGUCCGCAACAUCCAGCUAGGUUUGUUUGGCCUAGUGUUUAGUCUAAUGGGAGUGUUUGUGUACGACGGUGAGAGAGUGAGGGAGUCCGGUGCGUUCCAAGGCUACAACCCACUCACCUGGACUGUUGUGGCCCUGCAGGCUCUGGGUGGGUUGGUCAUAGCAGCAGUCAUUAAGUAUGCAGACAACAUCCUGAAGGGGUUUGCCACCUCACUCUCCAUCAUCCUGUCGACACUCAUAUCCUACUUCUGGUUGGAGGACUUCGACCCCACCAGGACAAGGACCCAAAACACACCUCCAGGCUGUGUAAGGGCUAUUUGACCAAUAUGGAGAGUAAUGGAGUGCUGUAUCAGAUGACCUGGCUUCCACAAUGACCCGACCUCAACCCAAUUGAGAUGGUUUGGGAUGAGUUGGACCGCAGAGUGAAGGAAAAUCACCCAACAAGUGCUCAGCAUAUGUGGUAACUCCUUCAAGAGUGUUGGGAAAGCCUUCCAGGUGAAGCUGGUUGAGAGAAUGCCAAGAGUGUGCAAAGCUGCCAUCAAGGCAAAGGGUGGCUACUUCAAAGAAUCUCAAAUAUAUUUUGAUUUGUUUAACACUUUCUUGGUUACUACAUGAUUCCAUGUGUUAUUUCAUAGUUUUGAUGUCUUCAUUAUUAUUCUACAAUGUAGAAAAUAGUAAAAAUAAAGAAAAACCCUUGCAUGAUUAGGUGUGUCCAAACUUCUGACUGGUACUUUUUAUCUCACUCAACAGUCCCUAUGUGUUUGCAUAGUCUUGGAGUGGAGAGAAAUUCCGGGAUUGUGACAUGUAGAGAGGAGAGAGGAUGAUGGAGUGAUGAGAGGGAGAGAAAUGGACAGACAGAUGGGAAGGU
Messenger RNA from Salvelinus fontinalis (brook trout), 1573 nucleotides. RefSeq names its product UDP-N-acetylglucosamine transporter-like. Gene Ontology annotation, biological process: pyrimidine nucleotide-sugar transmembrane transport. The transcript is spliced from 8 exons. Bases 1 to 1026 code for a protein of 341 amino acids. Gene Ontology annotation, molecular function: UDP-galactose transmembrane transporter activity. NCBI's taxonomy places the organism in Eukaryota, Metazoa, Chordata, Actinopteri, Salmoniformes, Salmonidae. The record is from RefSeq and is a predicted model, not a curated record. Gene Ontology annotation, cellular component: Golgi membrane.